CUGGCACUUCCGCAUCCAUGCGGGACCGGACACGGGAGCUCCGGCAGGCCUCCGGGAGCAGCUCAGAGGGGGAUGAGGCUGAAGAUGGGGACAAAGAGGCUUUAAUGAAGCUGAACCCGCUCCUGCAGGCAGGCCGGGUGCGCACAGCUCUGCGGGCGCUGGAGCAGGAGCUGCAGGCGCUGGAGCAGCUGCAGGAGGAGGCUCUGGGCAGCCCCCUGCCCCCCGACGGGCAGCAGAGGGAUCUGCAGCUGCACAGGGAUGAGAUCCAGGAGCUGACGCAGGAGAUCCGAUCCCGGCUGCGAGCGCUGGAGCUGGCCAAGGAGGAGGAGGAGGGCGACAACCGGACCAGCAUCAGGGCCCGGGUGAGGCGCACCCAGCACGCGGUGCUGACGCAGCAGUUCCUGGCGCUCACUGGGCGCUGCCAUGCGGCUCAGGCCCAGUUCCGCCAGCGGCGCCUAGAGAGGGUCCAGAGGCAGCUGCAUGUGGCUGGUAGCGCCCCGGUGACGGAGGAGGAGCUGGAGCAGAUCCUGGAGUCAGGGCACAGCGAGAUCUUCGUCAGCAACGUGCCGGGUGCGUCGCGGGCGCUGCAGGACCUUGGCCAGCGGCACCGGGAGCUGCAGCGCUUGGAGCGGGGCCUGCGGGACCUGGGCGAGCUCUUCACUGCACUGGGCACCAGUCUGGAGCAGCAGGGGGAGCUCCUGGACCGCAUCGAGCACCACAUCCAGGACUCCGGCGCCCGCCUGGACAAGGGCACGCGGCAGCUGGAGGCAGCGAGGCGGAGCCAGCAGGGGUCAAGAAAGAAGAAGCUGUUGCUGGCCGGGUGCGUCCUCAUGGUCGCCGUCAUCGUCGCCAUCAUCAUCGCUGUCGCCGUGGCAACCGCAUAGGCCACGCCCCCCCGCGCUCCCAUUGGCUGCUGGGGGUGGCUGAAGCUCCGCCCUCGCGCUCCCAUUGGCUGCUGGGGGUGGCUGAAGCUCCGCCCUCGCGCUCCCAUUGGCUGCUGGGUAUGGCUGAAGCUCCGCCCCCCCCGCGCUCCCAUUGGCUGCUGGGGGUGGCUGAGGCUCCGCCCCCCCCGCGCUCCCAUUGGCUGCUGGGGGUGGCUGAAGCUCCGCCCUCGCGCUCCCAUUGGCUGGGGGGGCCUGGCUGACCAAAUAAAGGUGUUUUUGCCCUUAAA
Melopsittacus undulatus (budgerigar) is the source of this 1171-nucleotide messenger RNA. Its product is annotated as syntaxin-4-like. Gene Ontology annotation, molecular function: SNAP receptor activity; SNARE binding. Gene Ontology annotation, biological process: synaptic vesicle fusion to presynaptic active zone membrane; intracellular protein transport; exocytosis. The record is from RefSeq and is a predicted model, not a curated record. The transcript is spliced from 11 exons. Gene Ontology annotation, cellular component: endomembrane system; synaptic vesicle; SNARE complex. Bases 18 to 884 code for a protein of 288 amino acids. NCBI's taxonomy places the organism in Eukaryota, Metazoa, Chordata, Aves, Psittaciformes, Psittaculidae.